AUGAAUAAUUGCUAUGCAUAGAAUUUAAGUCUGAGUUAAUUACGUCAAUUGCCACAAGAACGUAUGCAUGUUAAAAUGUAUAAAAAUGAAGAAAUAACAUUGACACCUCAGAGUAAUCGUAGUUAAUUGAAUGAAGCUAUCGAGAAUCUUGAAAUGCAAUGGCAAUCUAUACGGAAAUAACAUCUAGACCAACGUUCUUGUAGUCGAAGUCCUGCCAAAAACAACCUUAUGAAUCAAUUGCUCAAAAAUAAGGAUAAAUAAUAGUAAUGCAUUUUGAAGAAGGUUGUACCUUUAUCAACCAUUAACUUAGCCAGAAUCUAAGAUUAGCAGCAACAAUAAUAAAUUCAAUGCAAUCCUUAACAAUAAGCACAACGCAAUCAUCUUAAAGAUUCCUCUCAUUUCCAAUACAUUGCCAAUAAAUACUGUAAUAUCUACAGAAGACCUAGUCCAGAAUAAUAAUACGUAGUGAAUUCCCUCAGAGAUAAUGAAUAACUGAGUUAUUCCAUUGGCAGAAAUCAGAUCCAAUAACAUCAAUACCAAAGAAAUAAUCUCAAAGUCUUGGAUGAAAGAGUAAGAGUCAAUUCCCAAGACAAAUACACAGCCCAAGCUCUAUCCAACAGUAAUAUACUCAAGAAGGAUGGACCCUAACGCAAAAGAGUUUCCCAAUAUUUCAAAGAUGAGGAGAAUAAGAUGACAUCUGUCAAAUCUGUUGCUAUGUAAAAUUAAAGAAUUCUUCCAAAAAAACGACCCUGA
This is a messenger RNA of Paramecium tetraurelia, 753 nucleotides long. RefSeq lists its product as uncharacterized. The transcript is spliced from 4 exons. NCBI's taxonomy places the organism in Eukaryota, Ciliophora, Oligohymenophorea, Peniculida, Parameciidae. The record is from RefSeq and is a predicted model, not a curated record.